Molecule: messenger RNA, 1155 nt
Organism: Suillus plorans
Lineage: Eukaryota; Fungi; Basidiomycota; Agaricomycetes; Boletales; Suillaceae
Exons: 3
Coding region: 380-1012 (210 amino acids)
Molecular function (GO): metal ion binding
Source: RefSeq, a predicted model, not a curated record
GUAUCUUGUACCAUAAAAUUCCUGUCGCACAGUCGCAACAAGAUACCUCGGACGGCUGCGAACGACUUGUUACGAGUCGUGAUUUGAAAUGCAAUCCCGUUAUCCGGUCGAAGUUUGGGUGCGUGUGCUGUACACACGUAAGUUAUACAGUUCUAUCUCUCAAUAGGAUACACUUGUCUCCCACACGUACGUCUAGAAGCUGGCUUGGCACAUGAAGUGCUUGUGGAUCCACAUGGUGAUGAAGUUCCAAUUUGAUCUACUGGUCAGGCGCGAAGACUAUCCUUUCCUGUGAUCGGGCAUUCAAGGACUCCGUCAUAUAAAGACCCCCCACCUGGCUAUAUUCUGGACGAGUACGACGUGUAGUACUUGUUACUAAAAGAUGCCAUCGUCCCCUAGGGUGUGCUACAGCUAUUCACAGACAGCUACUUGUCGAUUCGGCUCCAAGUGCAGGUUUGCGCAUGGCGAAGUCAAAAUCACCAAUGGUACACAGACACCUCUAGACGAUUUUUUUGAAACAUAUCCCGCGUUCGACUACAACUCGUCUGCGUCAGCUUCAUCGGAGUUUUACCGGAUGUGCGACCAGUUUUGCUGGAAUAGGGAAGACGAAGAGAGAGAACAAGCUCACUGUGAUUUCAAGGACGCCCUUGUUCAGCAGUUCAACGAGAUAUAUGGCACGGAUGUGAAUAAUCUCAGUUCAUGGCACAAUUUGUGUCAGAUCGUCCGCAUUUCACCGAUUCCUGACACUCUCGAAUCAUGCCGCGAGGCGGUCAAAGCAACUCAUGUCAAUAUAGUUGACUUGAUCGAUACAAAAGUGACCGGGAAGCCAGUGACCAUAUUUGUCUCGGAGGCGAAGCUGAGCGAGUAUACCAAAGCGACUGGAAAGUUCUUUCCAAGGGAUAAUGCAUAUGCUGGUGGUCUCUUAAGGUACCUGCUCCGCCGUAUUAUGAAUCCUAGACAAGAACGCGUGUCUAGGUCUGGUCAGAAGACGCAGGGCAGGCGUAGGCGUCACUAGAAUCUACGUUCCGAUUCUCAUGUCAUUCUCAUCCGCGGGUUGAAUUGUGCUACAGAAUGCUACAGCGGUCUGUAGCACUCUGUAGUGAAUUACUUUUCCGGAUGCGCUUGUACAUUAGGUGUCGUUGUAAAGCUUCUAGUUGA